Messenger RNA from Rubroshorea leprosula, 512 nucleotides. The record is from the annotation of a GenBank genome assembly. Lineage: Eukaryota; Viridiplantae; Streptophyta; Magnoliopsida; Malvales; Dipterocarpaceae.
AUGUCGACAUGUAGUGAUAGAGCCGGUUCGUUCAACCCAGCUAGUGGGGGUUAUACACCAGCAAAUCGUGGCCCUGCUAGUGGGGAUUAUACACUGGCCGUGACCUAUAGAGGAGACGUCUAUUUCGUGCCCGUACUGUAUCCGUUUUUCGUGAUUGCACUUGUUGGCAUGCUAUAAGUUUAAUUAAGGGCAAUCCAUAUUUUACUUACUGAGUUAUCUCACCUUGUUUUUCUCGUCCACCAUUUCAGGUAGUGUGCCCCGAGACUCGAAAAUCAAGGGGAGUGACGUGAAAAGAAAAGGGCUAGCCACUUGAGAUUUGACAUAGAUUUUAGAUACAUGUACACCACGCUCCUGUAAGUUAGAUUUUAAUUGGAAAUUUUAUGGUAUCAAAACUGAUUUUGUUCAGUAAGUUUCGAGCCUUGUGCAUUUGUGAGACCCGUCUCACGAGUGCACGGCGUCUGUCGCGCCUCGGAUUUGGGUUCUGAGGCGUGACAUAAAGAUUGGAAACUUGA